CUUAAGACGUUUUCAAAGAUUUCAAUUGCAUUUCGUGCGCUAUUUAUUUACAAGUAUUUUUAUUUUUUGAAAGUUCAUUUGUGCUGAAGUCGGUUUUAAGUACUCGUGCUUUUAUAUUUUUUAUACAGCUGUUGCCACUAUUUCCACUGGCUUUCAGGCUUUCAAGUUCACACGCUAAUAGUUAGAAUCAAGUCAAAUACAAAGUCCAAAGCAAUAAUAGUAGAUGCACAUGUAAUGAUAGAAAAAAAGUAAUAUUUAAUUAAUUAAUUGUGUAUGUGUAACCAAUCGAAACACAUUCAAAGUGUAGCAAAUAAGUUUUAGUGAUUUUUGUAUUUAAUAUUUUUAACAUUUUGCUUAAAUAAAAUUCGUAAGAUAUUUGAGCUCGACAAAUGAAUUUGGGCGGGGAUAAAUCGUUCAAAAUGAAAAUGCGUGAUGUGGAAAAUGCUUUCAAAUAUCGGAGAAUACCAUACCCAAAGAGAUCCGUUGAACUCAUCGCUAUUUUAGCAAUUUCCUGCACAUUUUUUCUUUUUAUGCAUACAAAUAAACUUAAUAGUCGCCUCAAAGAGAUGGAAAUCAAAUUGCAGCCUUCGGAGUUCUCAGCACUCGGCUUAACCGGUAACCAUAUUAAUUCAAGGGAGUCAUCAAGACGUGAUAAUAUUAACACACUUCAUGGCACCUAUCAAUACUUAAAAAGUACCGGCCAGAUGCAAUUGCUAAACGCGCAGGAAUUGAAUAAUACGAGAAAAGCAGAGUUGGAUUUAGUUUUCUUUAACCGAGUACCAAAAGUUGGUAGUCAAACAUUUAUGGAACUACUACGUCGUCUUUCGGAGCGCAAUAAUUUUCAAUUUCAUCGAGAUGCUGUACAAAAAGUCGAGACAAUUCGUUUGGCCGACGAUCAACAACAAGAACUGGCCGAGGUGAUAACUGACUUGCCAGAACCUUCGGUUUUCAUCAAGCAUGUUUGCUAUACAAACUUUACCAAAUACAAUUUACCCACACCGAUUUAUGUGAAUGUUGUAAGAGAUCCAAUUGAGCGUGUGAUAAGUUGGUUUUACUAUGUGCGAGCGCCUUGGUAUUUUGUUGAACGCAAAGCUGCUUUUCCCGACUUACCACUACCGCAUCCGGCAUGGCUGAAGAAAGAUUUCGAAACUUGUGUGCUAUCGGGCGAUCAGGAAUGCACCUAUACCCAGGGUGUGACGGUUGAGGGCAUCGGCGAUCAUCGCCGACAGAGUCUAUUCUUUUGUGGUCAUGCAUAUGAGUGCACACCUUUUAAUACGAUUGGCGCACUGGAGCGCGCAAAAUUCGCCGUUGAAAGCCAGUAUGCUGUUGUUGGCGUUUUAGAAGAUAUGAAUACUACCUUAUCGGUGUUUGAAAAAUAUAUACCACGAUUCUUUGAAGGAGUACGAGAGAUAUACCAAAGUAGCGCCGAGUACUUAACAAAGAUCAACAAGAAUAACUUCAAACCACCAGUGAGCGAAAAAGUGAAAGACAUUGUGAGACAUAAUUUUACAAACGAAAUCGAGUUCUACCAAUUCUGUCUUCAACGGCUACACAAACAAUUUCUCGCUACGCAUAUUCCACAGAAAAUUUUGGCGCCUUAAAAACAAUUAAAUGGACGAGGAUGAUUUGUUGUUAUUGCAUUGUUGUACACUUUAUAUUGUGCAUAGCUGAAUGUCAGAUUUCCAGUGAGAUUUCGCAACGACAGAAAGAACAAAUUUUGAUCAAUUUACAUGGCUGGAUUUUAUGAAGUUUUGUGUGUUAAUUUUCAUUUAUUUGUUUACAUAAAUUACCAGUAUUAUAGUAAAUUUAGUACUAAAUUUCGAAUUCAUUAUUUUUCAUGCAUACGUUACAUUAAAAAUAAAUCAUAAAUUUAUCCUAUUCAGAGGCAGUAUGUAAAGGUACUUAAAGCGUUUACUAUACAAGGUAUAAUCUUCCACAAUUAACACAUAUGGACAUACAUAUGUGCUUUGUUAAAAAAAAAUUGAUGCAAAAUUUCUAGUCACAACUCAUAUAUACAUACAUAUACAUAAAUGUAUACAUAGCUAUGAAAAAUACUCGUGCGUGGUUUAGUUGUCCGAUUAAAGCUAUUUUGAAAGCCUUAGACGAGAGAGUUUUUAUUCAAGUAAAAGUGGACAGUUGUUUAUGUUACGUAGCAUAUGUAUGUGAAAUGUGAUUUUUAACUAAUUAAAAACAAUAUCUAAAUAUAAAUAUAUGUAUGUACAUCUUUACAUAUGCAUAUCAGCAGAUGCAAAUUUACGUGUCUGUGAACUUUUGACAAAACCACUUAUUUUAUUUGGCUUCAGCAGUUUUUCUUUUAGGUCAAUAAAUUCUUCUCUUAAAUAAGUUUUUUUUUAAGACUCCACAUAUAUGUA
Molecule: messenger RNA, 2372 nt
Organism: Anastrepha obliqua
Lineage: Eukaryota; Metazoa; Arthropoda; Insecta; Diptera; Tephritidae
Product: heparan sulfate 2-O-sulfotransferase pipe-like
Exons: 6
Coding region: 390-1601 (403 amino acids)
Cellular component (GO): membrane
Molecular function (GO): sulfotransferase activity
Source: RefSeq, a predicted model, not a curated record